UCUUUUUUCGGAUCUGCGAGUUCAAGUUUGCAAUGCUUGAUCUUGUCCAGGAUGACUUUUUUUCGAGAUCAGACCAAAUCCGCAUAUCCGCUCCUCCCAAAAUGGGAGGGCCCUGGUAGGAUCCAUUAUAUCUUUGCCCCACUUAAUGGUCAUCUGACCGCUAUUCUAAAUCAAUGCCCGAUCCUCGGACCACCAAAGUGAAAUCUGACUCAACAUCGAAGAUGAGGCAGCAGAGAAUCACAGACUUCUUUCCCCGAGCCAACGGCGUAGCGGCGGCGCCGGCGGCGGCGGCAGCGAGCCCUGUCGUCCCAAACCUCAUGAGACUGCCGCCCAACGUUAGGCGAGCAAUCUACAACCUCGCCGGCCUUGAACAGGAGGCAAUAGAACCGUUCAUCGACCUCAACUGCUGGAGAAAUCGCCAACCAGAUACGCUGUCCCAGGACGAUUGGUGCGGAGAUAUUGAGUCCAAGGAUCUAGAGAAGUCGCCGGAUGGAUACUCUCUAGCCGAUGUCUGGAAGCGCGUACGUCUCCGCGUCAAUUGGAGAAGGAGAAUUCCGAUCAACCUCCUACAUCUGUCUCGCACCAUCCACGACGAGGUGGAGGAGGCCCUAUACGUGUCCCGUAUUUGGGGAGUUUCAGCAAGCGGCGCUGGCGGGUUGGAUGUUCUCGAGAACCUUAGCCCAAAAGCUAUGAAGGCAAUCAGAUGCCUACUCAUCAGCCUCACUCCUUGCGGAUGCUCCAGCUGCUUCUUGUCAGGAGUCUGUACGAAUCCCAUACCCACCGACUUGAGGCUAUAUCAUAGCGUGUAUGACCCGUGGUUCUCUCACUUCAUUGAGCCGAGCGGCUGUCCUUGGAGCGAGCGGGAGGGAGGGGACGCAUACCGCAACGAGAGGCCUCUGGAUAUUCGCUUGACGCUUGACCGCCGCACUACCGCACAGUGGGACAGGAUCUGCCAGAAGCUAGAGCAGAGUGCUGAGCUGCAGCGACUCAGUCUCUAUGUUCACUGCGUGGUCAAGGACUUUAGGACGGCUGAGCGUAUCGCGACGCCACUUCGUCAACUCCACUCACUCAAGGAUCUCGGUAUUUCGUUCGGACGGCGCAAGAAGACACCAGCUUCACACGACGAGCAGCUCUCCGCAUUAGCGAGGGCCACAGUCGAGGCAGCAAAGUACCAGCCCAGCUUCCCCUUCUUCGAUCUCCCCACAGAACUACAGCUUCAAGUCCUGGGCUUCACGCAUAUUGUUAAUGAUGGCUACGAAGUCAAGUACUUUGACAAGAGGCCCGUGCUGAACCGGCUCUGCGACGGCGGCUCCGAGCAUGUCAUCCCCCAAUUUUCGAGGCUCGAAGGGCACUACGCCUGGCUUCUCAGCGAGGUGUUCUGUGCCAAAACCAGCAUGGCGUUUAGGGGCCGCUGCUGUCACUGCAAUGCGGUGCCAGUCUCAUACUUCCUCGUCAGCAAGCAAUUCCGCGCCCUGGCGCUGGAGUUAUUUUACGGCCGCAACCGCAUCCUAGCCGCAUACAACAACAUCAGCUGGUGCACGGUGGCCGCUCUCGAGCCUAGCGGCGGCGUACGCACUAGGACCGCGACCCCGCACGUGCUGCACCACCUCACCCGGCUGACACUCGUCGCGUCGAUCCGACGUAACGUGAGCGCUACAGUCGAGUUCACGCGCCUCGUUGAGCUGCUCCGCACGCACGCGCGUCUGCCGUCGCUGACCUUGGAGCUACACGUGCGCGACGCGCAUGGGCGAGAUGACGUAGUGGCGGCGCUCCAGGGUAUCCCCGGCGCGCGCGGUGAGGCGCGGCGCAGGAGGCGCCACACCGAGAUCUAAUUACAGGGUGAUAUUCCGGCAUGUCCGCAAGAACCUUGCCGGGUGCGGCUUGAAGGCAUUCCUCCUGUAUCUGUGGUGGGAGGGGUUCGUCCCCGAGACCACGGGCGAAGACGUCGAGGCGCGGAGGGAGCUGGAGCGGGAAAAGGAGAGAGAGAUUAUGGGUGAGGGAUACGACUCGGAGAAAUGGGGCAAGGAGCUCCACCGAAAGCCAUUCCCUCGCUCAAGAAUCUUGGUGAGGCGCAGCUGGUAUUGAGCGUCCCCCCCUGUUGCAGUGGCUGUUUCAUCGGGCCGAUCUCGUCGGUCUGGCGACGAACGCACGCACGCUGAGGCUGCGGAUAUGGGCGACACAGUUGAGCGGUCGGCACAGUCACAGUGUUUGAGUG
This is a messenger RNA of Lasiosphaeria miniovina, 2215 nucleotides long. RefSeq lists its product as uncharacterized. The transcript has a single exon. Bases 174 to 1832 code for a protein of 552 amino acids. The record is from RefSeq and is a predicted model, not a curated record. NCBI's taxonomy places the organism in Eukaryota, Fungi, Ascomycota, Sordariomycetes, Sordariales, Lasiosphaeriaceae.